Molecule: messenger RNA, 1773 nt
Organism: Diabrotica balteata
Lineage: Eukaryota; Metazoa; Arthropoda; Insecta; Coleoptera; Chrysomelidae
Source: the annotation of a GenBank genome assembly
GGGGACCUGUCAAAAUAUUUGUUUAUAAAUUUCAAAAUUUCUUUAUAUUGCACAACAAUGCCUAAUAUUUCUAUGAAAACAACUUGAACAUAGUGUAGGGGGGUGUGAUGUGAGCAUAGUAUUUAUUGCCAUUAGAACUUGAUUGCUCUUAGUUUAGUUUUAGUAUUAGGUGGUAUUAGCAUUGUAUAUUCAAAGUAUUAACAAGUGUCCACAGCAAUAUGACGUCUCCAUGGGCAAAAAUUGAGCAACCUGAUCCAGUAAAUCUGGAAGAAAUCCUAUCUGAAGAGGUGGCCAGACAACUGCAAAUCAAAGAAUACAAAAAACUGAAUCAAAAGAAUAAUGAAGACUUAAAAACUGCAGUAGAAUUACCUGAUAGUGUAAAAACUAUGUUUGAUAAUAUUUGUGAUACUGAAGAAGCUUUGGUCAGGAUGCUGCAGACCCAUUAUGAUGACCAAUCCCAUAAAGUAGAAUUUAAUAAAUAUUCGACAUUGCUUUAUAAUUGUGGAGAAGAUUCUAUUAAUAAUGAUUUCGUCAGUGAUUCUGAUGGUGAAGAAGAAAUUUUAGAUGCUAACGAAAGAAAAUUCUGGGAUAGAUUUGAAAAUUUAGAACCUGAAUUGGAUUUAAAUCCACAGUGUCCUAACAAAGUUCAACAUAAAAGACAUAUGGUAACAAAUAAUUAUGAAGUGAUGAGUGAAAUACAAAGAGUCUGUAGAUUAAAAAUAUUUCCACAUAAGCAUUCUAGUGAAACUAUAGAAUGCUGUCCAGAAAAGUUUACAUAUGCUAUACUUUAUAAAAUGAUAGAAAAACAACUUUUGAAAAGUAUUAAUGGUAUUAUUGGUGAAGGUAGGGAAUCAAUAAUCCUUCAUGCCAAUUCAGAUCCCUCAUCCUUUUUGGAUUCCAACUUGCCGAAAGAAUGUGCCAUAAAAGUCUAUAAAACAAUCCUAUCUGACUUCAAAGGAUGUGAAAAAUUUGGCGAAUCAGAUCAUAGAUUUCUGAACAGAAAAGGAAGACAGGUUUCCACAAGGAAUAUAAGUAUUUGGGCUGAGAAGGAAAUGACCAACCUGAUGCUAAUGCAAGAGGCUGGAAUACCUUGCCCAAAAGUAGUAACACUUCGAAAACAUGUAUUGGUGAUGGAGUUUAUUGGAAAAAACCAGAUACCUGCUCCAACAUUAAAGGAUGCCAGAAAGUUAGACAUUGAUUGGAUAAAUGCUUAUGAACAGGUGAUUGAAUAUAUGAAAAUUCUUUUUAACAAGGUAAAUUUGGUACAUGCUGAUCUAACUGAAGAUAAUAUCUUAUUGUAUGAAGACAAAUGCUAUUUUAUUGAUGUCAGUGAAUGUGUCGAGAAUAGCCAUGAAAAAGCAAUAUUAUGUUUAUAUAGAGAUUGUAUCAAUAUAACAGAUUUUUUUUCCAAGAAAGACAUACCAGAUGUGGCCACACCAAAUGGACUGUUUAGUUAUAUAACAGGCUUUGAUUUUCACGACAGGGUUGCUCUUCCUGAAAUAAAAGAAUCUCUCAAACUGAAACAGAAACCACAUCCAUUCCGUACGCCACCGAUAGAACUAGAAUAUCAUUUAGUUAAACAACAAAUUAAAAAGAGUUAGGAGAUUUAUACUAACCUUAGAAGUGUCUUUAAAUUUUAUUGUUUGGCUGUGAAAGUGCUCUUGUCAUUAUUUUUAUCAUUUUGACAUCAAUUAGGAAAAUUUGUAUUCUAGUCACCUGAAAAGCUAUUUAUUACUUUUAGUAUAAUUUUGUUUAAUAUAUUUUGCAUUUUUA